Psilocybe cubensis is the source of this 882-nucleotide messenger RNA. RefSeq lists its product as uncharacterized. The record is from RefSeq and is a predicted model, not a curated record. Bases 1 to 882 code for a protein of 293 amino acids. The transcript is spliced from 8 exons. NCBI's taxonomy places the organism in Eukaryota, Fungi, Basidiomycota, Agaricomycetes, Agaricales, Agrocybaceae.
AUGCGCAUUUUCCCACUCUCCUUGUGGCUCGUCGGUUUGUUGUUGGGUUCUAUCGCAACCAAUGCGUUAUCCCUUUACUCAACGAUGUUUGACGACGAUGACGGUGACCUUUGUCCAGCGGAAAUCUGCGACGAGCAAUUAAUGAACCCGGCUGCAAUCCGCCACUACUCCUCUGAAGCUAAAAGGCCCACUCGCACCACACGACGAUUGACAAACGCAAUGCGGCUCGCCCUCGGACUUCCCCUCAACCCUCCAAAAUCGCGUCGCGCCGAUGCUCGGCCGCAGGUAUCCCCCGUGCCGCAAACCACCUACGAAGGUCUCAUCGAAGUCAGAAAUUUGACGGAUUCAAGUUCUCUAGGUUACAUAUCCUUUCGACAAAGAGCCAGCGGCGUAUUCAGGAUUAGGCCAGAGGUUGAGCAUGCCCUGAUUGUAACUUUCUCUUUGGAUGUUGGUGCAACUUUUGGUUCUGGAAUCGGGUUCGAAAUGAAUAAUGCAGAUGGCCCAUUAUUGGGCCUGGUUCAAGGGCGAGAGAACAACGGUUCUGAUCUUAGUUCCGGCAGCGCUAACUACUUGUAUUUUAAUGGAAUCGGUCUUCCAGGAUCUCCUCCUGGGAGUGUUCCCACAGAAUUGCCCAAUACAUUCACGUUAAGGACAGGGGAACCCAGGACGGCAGAGUCUAGUGUGUGGACCGUUGACCUUGUCACGGGUCAGCUUUCUGUUGUUUGGACUAAUUCAGAUGGAAAACCGGCCACCCCAAUUCACACUUGGGUGCAAUUUAACUUCCUGUACGCAGGAGGCAACCCCGACCUUUACCAAGAUUUGUUUCCCAUAUAUCCUUUGUCGUUAAUCUCUCUUCACUUCGUUCCUCAAACACCCUCAUAG